Anguilla anguilla (European eel) is the source of this 2259-nucleotide messenger RNA. RefSeq names its product iroquois homeobox 4b (gene irx4b). Gene Ontology annotation, biological process: regulation of transcription by RNA polymerase II; cell development; neuron differentiation. NCBI's taxonomy places the organism in Eukaryota, Metazoa, Chordata, Actinopteri, Anguilliformes, Anguillidae. Gene Ontology annotation, cellular component: nucleus. The coding region runs from base 412 to 1833 and encodes 473 amino acids. Gene Ontology annotation, molecular function: DNA-binding transcription factor activity, RNA polymerase II-specific; RNA polymerase II cis-regulatory region sequence-specific DNA binding. The record is from RefSeq and is a predicted model, not a curated record. The transcript is spliced from 11 exons.
GUUUGAACAUGGAACAAACGGAACAAACAACGUAGAUGAUUGGCAGCACCUGAAAGACUGUUGGACAUUGGGGCAAAGUCACAGGAAGGAUGCGUUUUAACCAGGUAUUCUACAUGUGAUUUCCAAUGAGAAUAACUGAAUGAGAGAAAGGAAGCAGGGCAGAGCAGGGUUGAUUUCUUAGAAGAGCUGCAGAGGAGGUGGCUGGGAAGAGAUGCUGGUGUGCUGCUGCUGUUUCUUUCCUGCAUCUGAGUCACUGGUGGUUAAUUGUGGUUGGACAUGAAGUUUUCUGGACUGGAUCUAGGAGUCUGUUCUUACCAAUCAAUUGGCAGCCUACAGUAAAACACAGGGAGGUGGCAGUAGUGUGGAGACCUGCAGUCUUGCAUUAUUUCUAGAUAUUGGGAUCUCUCUACAAUGUCAUAUCCACAGCUGGGAUAUCAUUACUCGUCUGCACCGCAGUUCCUAAUGGCCACCAAUUCUUUGACGACUUGCUGCGAAUCAAGUGGCAGAACUCUUGCGGAGACCGGGGUGGCCGCCUCUUCUCAAACGUCAGUUUAUUGUCCUGUUUACGAGAGUCGCCUUUUGGCCACCGCCAGGCACGAGCUGAACCCUGCAGCCACUAUGGGUGUUUAUGGGAAUCCGUAUACCACCAGCCAGUGCUAUGGAAACUAUGUAACUUAUGGCGCAGAUGCAUCCGCUUUUUAUUCCCUGAGUACAUUUGACUCCAAAGACGGAUCAGCAUCUGCGCAUGCGGGGAUCACUCAAGCUGCUGCUUACUAUCCCUAUGACGCUACUUUGGGGCAGUAUCAAUAUGACAGAUAUGGAUCAAUGGAUGGGGGGACACGGAGAAAAAACGCCACCCGCGAAACAACAAGUACGUUAAAAGCUUGGCUGCAGGAGCAUAAGAAAAACCCUUACCCAACCAAAGGAGAAAAGAUCAUGCUGGCUAUCAUCACUAAAAUGACCCUCACGCAGGUCUCCACCUGGUUCGCGAAUGCCAGGCGGAGAUUAAAGAAGGAGAAUAAGAUGACUUGGCCUCCGCGAACCAAAAGUUCUGAUGAGAAAGGCUAUGAUGAUGAUGCGGACGAGGAGACUUCCGAAGAACAACGUAUAAAAAGUGAACAGGAAGACCACGAGAAUCGAAGUACGAAAGAUAAGGAUCUACAACUGAGUGAUCUGGAUGAUAUCGGUUCUAUUGAGUCAGAGACUUCAGAAUGCGAGCUAAAGCCUCCAUGUCAUGUGUCAACCCGCAUGUGGACAACGGAUUGUCGGAAUGAUCAUCCCAAAGGACCAUCCAUUCAAGUUAAUCUCGGAGGUGUAGAGGAGUUGUCCAAAAACUGUUUGCGAACGGCCCCGGAGGACUGUGAACACAUUGCAGCCAAGGCCAGGUCAGCGAAGACAUUCUAUCAACAAGAUCACCAAAUACCAGCCAGUAAACCAAAAAUAUGGUCCCUUGCGCAAACUGCAACGUCUUUGAACCAAGCCGAGUAUCCCUCCUGCAUGCACAAAGGCCAGCCGAUGGCACCCUCCUCUCCAGGGUUUUCCUCAACUGCAGUGAUGGAAAGACAACAGGAUUCGCCUGUCGCCACUCUUAGAAACUGGGUAGACGGGGUCUUCCACGACCCAUUAUUUCGACACAACACUUUGAAUCAGGCAUUGGCUAAUACUACAGUAUCUUGGGCCGGGACCAAAGGUGCCAUACUGGAGACAGGCGCGCUCGCGAGUUCUGUUGGAAACAACGAGACUAAGGAACACAUAACUUAUUUACAGCACAAGGACUCGAAUAAAGACAGAAUGGUAUUUCCCAAAUCGGGAAGCAAAAUAUUCUGCUCCUAACAAGCCAAAAUCUCAUAUUAAGUGCUUGGGAAUGCUCUGGGAUGUAAUCUGUUGCUUGAGGAGUAACCUUUUUUAAAUGUGUGCUUUAAUAUGAUUCACAGAUGUUUGAACACGCAUUACUGCUUCUAUUGCCAUUGGAUUCAAACGUCACUAAAGUUGUAUCGGCAUUUUAUUUUUGAGACUUAUAGACAGGGUCAAUAUGAGGGUAUUCAUUUUGUUCAAACGCACGUGCAAUUUACGUAAAGGUAUAUGGUAAAAUUGAAAUUUACAUGUGAAAGGAGGCAUGUUGUUUUUAAGCUGUCACGUUUUGCAAAUGAUUUAUGGAUAUCACAGCUGUAAAAUAUUACACAACUGCACAAAUGUCCAAAGCAAGAAGGAUGUGUCUAUGAUUUGUAACCUGAAAUAAACUGUAACCUUUUGGAAGAA